This is a messenger RNA of Podarcis raffonei (Aeolian wall lizard), 2831 nucleotides long. RefSeq lists its product as uncharacterized. Lineage: Eukaryota; Metazoa; Chordata; Lepidosauria; Squamata; Lacertidae. Gene Ontology annotation, molecular function: serine-type endopeptidase activity. The record is from RefSeq and is a predicted model, not a curated record. The transcript has 10 exons. Bases 9 to 2567 code for a protein of 852 amino acids. Gene Ontology annotation, biological process: acrosome reaction; proteolysis.
AGGAAAACAUGGUGGAGGAAUCAGCGCCCGGAGCUGGCAGAAGGAUGAGCAGGUGGCUUCUCCUCAUUCUGGCCCUGGCUGAUUUCCGGCCCACCCAUGCCGGAGACCCUACCUGCACGGGAGCCUGUGGAAGACGUCCGCUGGCAGUCAGUCAGUACUUGAGGAAGGCCAUGAGUGGCACUGACGUCCUGCCAGGAACAUGGCCCUGGCAAGUCAGCUUCCAGUACCCAAACCAAGCUGGGCACUGGGUCCAUUUCUGUGGAGGUUCGCUCAUCAGCUCUCGCUGGGUCCUCAGUGCAGCCCACUGCUUGAAGAUCAAGAUAUUGAGAAAAGUCUUUAAGGUGGUGGUUGGCAUCACCAAGCUCUCACAGCCUGGUCCCGAUGCCCAGCAGCGCUGGAUAAAGAGGGUGGUGGACUACACACUCUAUGAGGACGACGAGUCGCUUCGCUACGGCCUCUCUGUGGUGGAGCUGAUGGAGCCGGUCCGCUGCAGUGACUACGUCCAGCCGGCCUGUUUGCCUGACGACAGCGUGGUACUUUCGAUGCUCACUCAUUGCUAUAUCAGUGGCUGGGGCGACAUGGAGCAUAAAAUAUCUGGCAUCCUGCAAGAAUCAAAGAUGAAACUCCUUUCCCUACAAACCUGCGGCAGCAAGAGCUGGUGGAAGCGGAAGGUGGCCGAUGAGAUCCUGUGUGCUGGAUACGAGGAAGAAGGAGGCAACAGCCCCUGUGAGACUGACAUUGGUGCCCCGCUCAUGUGCCGGGAAGCAAGGUCUGAGCGCUACUGGGUGAUUGGCGUUGCCAGCUUGGGGGUGCCCAUCUGCGGCCAGGCGAAGCGGCCGGGCAUCUACAUCUCCACGCAGCACUACCUCCACUGGAUUGAAAGGACCACCCGGGAGAGGCUCUCUGCGCCCAGCCGCCAACCACUCCUGGCACAGAGCCAGGCAUCAGAUGCAACCACACCCAGCACAAAGCAGAACCGUAGGGCUUUGCCCAUGGCCACUGGCAGGCCUUGGCCCAGGCCCGCAAGACGGCUCACAGCUCCCUGCACCAGUCCCACCCAGCAGGGUCCUACACCACCAUCUGGGCGGCUGAGACACACAAGGUGGCACCCCAAGAAGGGAAGGCCCCCAGGCCAGGCCAGGCCUAGUGCCAAGCCAAACCAGGGGGCAGCACCUCCAGGCUAUGGGGAUUUUUACAGCUGGGAUCAGGGGUACAUUAAACCCAGGCCUCAAGCUCAGCCACCAGUUCUGCUACCCGGGCAGCUGCCGCCAGGAAACAUGGAAGAAGCAGCAGCACCCGGAGCCGGCAGAAGGAUGGGGUGGUGGCUCCUCCCUGUUCUGGCCCUCGCUACUUUCCGCCCCACCCAUGCCGAGGAAACCACCUGCGACGGAGUCUGCGGAAGGCGUCCCAUGGCGGGCACCCAUACCCUCCUCCGGAUUGUGGGCGGCAGCAACGUUCUCCCUGGAACGUGGCCCUGGAUGGUCAGCUUCCAAGUCAUUACACGGAAAGGAUAUGUCAGUUUCUGUGGAGGCUCCCUGAUCAGCCCUCGAUGGGUCCUCAGUGCAGCCCACUGCUUUCAGAAACCAAAGGACAUACCAUGGAUAAGACUGUCCAUUGGUGCCAACCGCAUCUCCAGCCCCGGCCCCGAUGCCCAGAGGCGCUCGAUCAAGAGGCUGGUGAACCACAAGCUCUACAGGCGUGAUUCUGGCAACAAAAUACACAACGACAUUUCCUUGGUGGAGCUGAACGAGCCAGUCAACUGCACGGACUACAUUCAGCCAGCCUGUUUGCCGGAUGACAGCGUGGUGGUUUCCUUGCUCAAGCACUGCUAUGUCAGCGGUUUUGGAACCAUGGACCCGAAAACGGGGGAAAAGCCCGAUAUCAUGCUGGAAGGUUCUGUUGACAUCAUCCCCACGGCGACUUGCAGCAGCCCGGUCUGGUGGUCCAAGCUGAUCCUCGAGGAGAACAUCUGUGCUGGACGCUUGGAAGGAGGCGUAGCUACAUGCAAGGGAGACAGCGGUGGCCCCCUCAUGUGCCGGGAACAGAGGUCCGAACGCUACUGGUUGGUUGGGAUCACCAGCUGGGGACCGUCCUUCUGCGGCCAGGAAAAGAGGCCGGGGGUCUACACCUCCACACAGUUCUACCUCGACUGGAUCAGGAAGACGACCAAGGAGGACUUUUCCCUACCCAGCCACACACCGCUAAUGGCAGAGCAACAGGCUACGCCACGGCCGCACCCACCUCCAAGGCCACAGCCCCAACCAGGACAAAAUGGGAAUUUGCUAUAUCCCAGGCCCCCUCCAACAGCCUGGUACACAAACAGGCCUUGGCCACCCUCCAAGACCCGCCCUCAGCGUCGUCCUGUGCUCUGGUAUACGAACAGACCCAACUCCCGCCGUACACGGUAUAGGCAGCCGGUAAGGUGGCGUCUGAGGACAAGGGCCCCAGCUUUGCAGGCACAGAUUUACAGGCCAUGGGUCAUGAUUCACACACCCCCACCAUGGAUUGAGUUCCAGGCGCAGGAGCCACCCGGGAGCCAAGUUUCUUACAAUGGAAAUGGUCCCUAGCUCAGCCACUGGAAGAGUAGCAGUCGAGGGCUGAUAAGGACUGCUAGGCUUGGGUGGCAAUGCCGAGGUGCCCAUGGGCAUGGUGGGUGGGCUGCCCCUGCCAGAUCUCAGAGCCCACAACCCGUCCUUUGCUGGUCCUGGCUUGAAUAUGAAGUUGCUCCAAAUGAGGACUUAAUGCUGCAAACAGCUUGUUGGUGACACUUUUUAACAAAAUCAAAAUAUCAAAGUUCUCAAAAUGAAUAAAACCAUGAAUGAAUGGAUAAA